AUGUCAUUGGUUGCAAAUUUAAAGCUUUCAAUUGGUUCAAAGAACAAUGAAUUUGUGCUUAGAGAUGUUCAAUUGUGGGAAACCAGUGACACGUCAAUUUUAGAUGCUGGUCAACUGAAAAGGGUUCAGAGUUAUAAAGGUCGGUUUGUGGCAUAUGUAGAUAUCAAGAAGCUUCCCCUAUGGAUCAAAAACCAGCAGAGCCGCGAAUUGCAAUGCUUCACACGCAGUUCAACUACCUUGCGCUACUUCAGUACAAAGUUAGGCGUUAAGCAAAGAGGCAUAGUGUUUGAAUGCAUACCUUUGACAGAAAAAGCUGACAACCAAGGAUGUUGUAGUUAUUAUAUAUUUUACAGAAAUGAGAACGUGGUAAAGGUUGUGCAAGUAGACCUGUCUAUAAAGGCAAAUAUUGAUCUGCAGAUCAAGCAGAUCAAGUCGACUUUAUCAAAUCCCCAACAGGCUGAUGUGAAGAAAUUAGACUCAACUGUAUCUGCAACAAUUGAUUCCCGUCUGAAUUCUGAUAUCACCAAAAUAGUUUCUGAAAAUAUAGAAAGACAUGAGCACAGAACUUCAAAAGUCCUGAAGAGCAUGUUAUCUAAUGACAAGAAGAUACAGGUAAGAGAUACUUUAUCAAAAUUAAUUCUGGCAGGAUUGAGAUUGAGAGGCUUGUCUAGCACUAAGUCUGAAACUCAGAAAUUAUUUCGAAUAACAUUAUCUGCAUCUGAAUUUGCUCAUAGAAAGGACCUAAUACAAUUGCAAAGAGGACACACUAAGGCAAUUCCAUUUGAAGAAAUGCAAGAGACCGUAGAGACUCUUUUGAACCUUUUUACAAGAAAUGGAUAG
Nakaseomyces glabratus is the source of this 840-nucleotide messenger RNA. It is a transcript of the gene SLD7, whose product is annotated as Sld7p. NCBI's taxonomy places the organism in Eukaryota, Fungi, Ascomycota, Saccharomycetes, Saccharomycetales, Saccharomycetaceae. Gene Ontology annotation, biological process: regulation of DNA-templated DNA replication initiation. The record is from RefSeq and is a predicted model, not a curated record.